AUGUACGAUUUAGAAAACAAUAAUGAUGACAUUAUGAAGCCCAUACAUCAUAUCACUGAACCCGAAAGCUCAUCAACAACGUUGUUUCGGAUUAUAACAAAUAAUUUUCGCGAAGUUCUUUUCGGGACGAAACUUUGCGUUCUUUUACCAUUGAUUCCGUUUGCGUUUGUAGCCAAAUAUUUUGAUUUCGGUAGUGCAUGGAUUUUUGCAUUAAGUUUGGCAGGACUGACUCCCCUUGCGGAGCGUGUGAGCUUUCUCACCGAACAAACUGCUUACUUCACCGGACCUACAGUGGGAGGUCUUCUGAAUGCAACAUGUGGAAAUGCAACAGAGUUGAUAAUAGCAUUAUUUGCUCUGCGUCAAAGGAAAAUUCAUGUAGUUAAAUACUCGCUUCUGGGUUCCAUUAUUUCGAACCUUCUUCUUGUUCUUGGCUCAUCUCUCUUCUGUGGAGGCAUCGCCAAUUUUGAUAAAGAACAAAAAUUUAACAAAAAGCAGGUAGAUGCCAACUCUUUGUUGUUAGUGUUGGGGUUGCUAUGCCAGAUUCUUCCAUUGCUGUUUAGAUAUGGCGGCAUGAAGGAGUCUGUUUUGGCUUCUGGUUCGGUUGUUGAAAUGUCGAGGGCAAGCAGCAUUGUGAUGCUUCUUGCAUAUGGUGCAUACCUUUUCUUUCAGUUGAAAUCUCAUAGCCAAGUUUUUGAAAUACAAGAGGAGGAAGGCCGCACUGAGGAGGUUGAACAAGAAAAGGCAGUGAUAGGAUUUUGUAGUGCAUUUGUAUGGUUGGUCGCAAUGACAGUGAUCAUAGCAAUUUUGUCCGAGUAUGUGGUGGACACCAUACAGGUCACAUCAGAUACUUGGGGAAUUUCUGUGAGCUUUAUUAGCAUAAUCUUGCUGCCGAUCGUGGGAAAUGCAGCAGAACAUGCUGGGUCCAUCAUAUUUGCCUUAAAGAACAAAUUGGACAUAUCUUUGGGUGUAGCAAUUGGCUCUGCAACUCAAAUAUCGACAUUUUUGGUUCCUCUGUGCGUUAUCGUGGCUUGGAUAAUGGGAAUCCCAAUGAGUCUGGAUUUUGGACUUCUUGAAACUGGUUGUCUUGCCUUUUCCAUUCUCCUUACCGCCUUAACUUUACAGGAUGGAAGUUCACAUUACUUAAAAGGACUGAUUCUAGGCCUUGCUUAUGUAGUAAUUGGAGCAUGUUUCUUUGUUCAAUAUGCUCCCUCCAACCAAUACAGUGCCAAUGACUUGGAUAUUCAACUGUCUUAUGAGAAACUCGAUAUUUCAUCCGCUUAA
Molecule: messenger RNA, 1281 nt
Organism: Erigeron canadensis
Lineage: Eukaryota; Viridiplantae; Streptophyta; Magnoliopsida; Asterales; Asteraceae
Product: vacuolar cation/proton exchanger 1-like
Exons: 11
Coding region: 1-1281 (426 amino acids)
Biological process (GO): intracellular calcium ion homeostasis; calcium ion transmembrane transport
Cellular component (GO): plant-type vacuole membrane
Molecular function (GO): calcium:proton antiporter activity
Source: RefSeq, a predicted model, not a curated record